This is a messenger RNA of Pseudopipra pipra, 5447 nucleotides long. RefSeq names its product protein adenylyltransferase SelO-like. Bases 12 to 1775 code for a protein of 587 amino acids. The transcript has 19 exons. NCBI's taxonomy places the organism in Eukaryota, Metazoa, Chordata, Aves, Passeriformes, Pipridae. The record is from RefSeq and is a predicted model, not a curated record.
GGUUUGGGGACAUGUGGUGGCCCCCUUGGCUGGCCGCCUGUCUGGCGUGGGGCUGUGUGGCCGCGCUGUGCGGCUCCCGCGGGCUCUGCCCGGCCCCGAACGCCUCCCGCCCCCAGCCGGGGCAGUGCCCGCGGCGCCGGGGGGCGGCGGAUCUCUGCGCCUGGGCCUUGUCCUCCGACAGCCUCCUAGGUACGGCCUGCCCUGCCCCGGCUGUGUGCGCCUGCCCUGCCCCGAGGCUCUUGCUUGAUCCUUUUCCAGUUGAUGUGAUCCAGGAAAAUUAUGUCCGUAAUGUGAGAAACUGCAUUUUUUCAAUUGUUUAUCCUACACCUUUUAAAUCUAGAGUUCGUCUUGUAGCUGUUUCAAAGGAAGUUAUUGAAAAUAUUUUGGAUCUUGAUAUAUCUGUCAAAGGAACAUCUGAUUUUCUUGAGUUCGUCAGUGGUGGGAAAGUGAUACUUGGGUCUGUUCCAUUGGCCCAUAGAUAUGGGGGUCACCAGUUUGGUACCUGGGCAGGUCAGCUGGGGGAUGGAAGAGUCCACUUGGUUGGAGUAUAUACAAACAGGCAUGGUGAGAGGUGGGAACUGCAGUUGAAAGGGUCAGGAAAGACCCCAUACUCCAGGAAUGGGGAUGGAAGAGCUGUGCUUCGCUCUUCUGUUAGAGAGUUUUUAUGUAGUGAGGCCAUGCACUAUCUUGGAAUUCCUACAAGCAGAGCUGCUAGCUUAGUUGUAAGUGAUGAUGAUGUGUGGAGAGACCAGUUUUACAAUGGAAACAUUAAGAAAGAAAGAGGUGCAAUAGUGCUACGUCUUGCCAAGUCAUGGUUUCGUAUAGGAUCCUUAGAAAUCUUAGCUCUUUCGGGGGAACUGGAUUUACAAAGAAGAUUACUGGACUUUAUCAUCCAGGAACAUUUUCCAUCAAUAGCUAUGAAUGAUUCAAAUAGAUAUCUGGAAUUUUUCUCUACAGUCGUGUCAGAGACUGCAAAUCUGAUUGCAUUGUGGAUGUCUGUGGGGUUUGCACAUGGUGUGUGCAAUACAGAUAACUUCAGUUUAUUGUCCAUAACAAUAGAUUAUGGUCCGUUUGGAUUUAUGGAGUCCUAUGACCCAAAUUUUGUUCCAAACACAUCUGAUGAUGAAAGGAGAUAUAAAAUAGGAAAUCAGGCAAAUGUUGGGCUGUUUAAUCUGAGCAAGCUCUUACAAGCCCUAAAACCUUUAUUGGAUCCCAGGCAAAAGCAUCUAGCUUCCCAGAUUUUGGAGGGGUAUGGUGAGCGCUAUUACAGCCGUUUCACAGAACUAUUCAAAGCAAAAUUGGGUCUUCUUGGGGAGAAUGAGAAUGAUAACUAUUUGAUUGCUUUCCUCUUGAAAAUUAUGGAAGAUACCAAGGCUGAUUUUACAAUGACAUUUCGAGAACUGAGUGAAAUUACUGAAGACCAGUUAAGGGAGCUCCAUAUUCCUGAGGAGUUCUGGACUCUCCAGGAUCUGAGUGAACACAAAUUAUUUUCAGAAUGGGUUACUAUGUACCUCUUGAGAUUAAAACGUAACAAGGGUGAUUCAGACAGCAAAAGAAGAACAAGAAUGACAACUGUUAAUCCAAGAUACAUACUUAGGAAUUGGAUGGCAGAAUCAGCAGUGCAAAAAUCUAAUUUGAAUGAUUUCUCUGAGGUCCGUCUCCUCGAGCAGGUUUUACAACAUCCCUUCCAGAGACAGGAGGCUGCAGAGCGAGCAGGCUACUCCCUGCGCCCCCCAGCUUGGGCCAAGGAUCUGAAAGUAAGCUGUUCAUCCUGAGAGAAAUUUGAACAAGGAAGAAAAAUGAUUCAGGUCGAAGCUCAGGCCUUCAAAUAGGAUUAAUGGACCAAGCCACAAGAACUCUUCUCCCUUAUGCUUUGUGGACUGGAAUGUGCUACUUUGUUAGGCAAGACAAGAUCUUGACCAAUUUUUGUUGAAGUCUGAAGAUUAAGGAAAUGGAUCAGUAUGUGUGGUUGCAUCAGCCAAUUAUAUUGGUGUUGAUAACUCUGCCUUUCACAUUCUUCUGUGCAUUACUUUGAGUAACAAUAUUUAAGUUCUGCCAAGCUGUCACACUUAACCUUUCAGAAUUCAUAGCUGGUCAGGUGGGUCUCAAUAGCUUUUACUGACUGAUCAAUUUAAAAUCCAUCUAAGCUAGUUUUAAUAAUGUGGUAUUUUGAUUAAUUUUCUUCUUGCUGUUAUGCACUGGUCAAAUAUCAUUGCAUUCUGCAGACAUACAUUUUCUUAAGUCUUUUGCAGAGCUGGCACAGGGGAUCAUCUUACACUUAUACCUUGACAUCUUUUCUCUUUCUGAUCUUCUUUUGUCCCAUUAAACUGACAACAGAGAUUUAAAGAAAAUUCAGUUAAAUAGUGAGCAAAGAUGUCUGUCUUGGGAGUGACUUAUCCCAGAAUAAAUUUUGGUGUCUUUGCUGGUGUCAGGUGCCUAUCAAGCCUGGGCCACUGCUCUUUGAAAGUGUAUCUUUUGAUACUAGUAGAAAGAUUGUUGGUGCAUGCAUAAAAAGCCUCAGGAAGAUUUUACCAAUUGGAUCUGGAAAAGGAUUGUCUUGGAAAUAUCUCACUAUGUAUGUAGUCAGGUAAAUAUAGCUUUUCUAUUCAGCCACCUUAUGUUGUAAGGGACUUACAAAAAUCUUGCAGGAAAAGUAUUUAAAGGUCUUUGAGCCCUAGGUCUUGCUAUUUAUCCUUGUUUGAUACUCUAGUUCCACAAAAUUUAGUGUAUAAUUAAGGCAAAAUUAAUACAUCAGCAAUCAUGUCUAACACUGUGCUAGAAAAUUUACAGGAAAAAAUCACUUAUCUGAGGGCUUGUUACUUCUUGAUGUUACCUUGUCUGUUCCCAAAUCCCAAAUGGAUUGUUUUAGGAUCUAUUAGUGGUAUAAUUAAAAUUUCACAAAUCUACUUCUAGAAAUAUAAUUAGUGUGGAAAAAAAAUUAUAUUAGAAAUCUUUUAGGGACUAAAAAAAUAUUUGAAUGCCUUUACUUCUUAGCUAUAAUCAACACGAUUACUCAGGGUGGUUUCCCCUCAGAUAUACAGCUGUUCAAAUGUAAAUGCAGUUGUUCAAAUGUGCCUCAUAAUGGGAGGCACAAAACAGAUAUUUACAGUUUUCUGAAAUUCCAGUCUGAAGUUUAAGCAACUUAGGCAAGUUCAGCCUGGGUUAGCAUUCCUUGUGCAGGUAGAAAGUGCCCUCCUUGGAUCACUGGGAUCAGUGUUUGAGCUGGCACCACCUCCAGACCAAAGGUUUGGGCUGCUGGGGGCCUGUUGAAACCCUUUAGCACUGGGCUGUGUUCCAGCCCACUGAAACCCUGGCACUGAUGCAUCUUCUCGACAAUUCCAAGCAAAAUGGUGUUGUGAGGAAACGUGUGAACGUCAGCAUUACCACCUAAGGGGGAGUGGGUUGCACUCAAGUAAGUGAUGAUUUAAAGAAUGUUUUUGUGUCUGCAGGGGAAAUGCAGCAAUUAGGUGAAAGGGGAGAUCUCCAAUUCAUGUUUUACCAAAUGUCUGGGAAGUUUCUGUUUUGUGGGGGCCAAACAUGGCUGCCUGUACAUCUUUACCUUACGGAUUAACUGCAUAAAUACAGAGCAUUUUUAUAUUGCAUUUUUCUUCAAAGUGUUUUAUAAAUGUUGAAUCCUAUUAGGGGCAAGUCGGCCUCUGCAUCACCCACAGUUACAGGUAAAGAAAGCCUCCAGCAUCACCAUCCACAUCUGGUAAAACCAGAGCAGCCCAAAUGAGAGCUGUUUUACAAGCAGUGGCAUGUACUGCUCCCUGUGAGGCUUCUCAGGUUCUUAAAAAAAUGUCUGAGAGAAUGAAGCAAGCCCUGAAAGUUGGUUUCACGUAUUCCUGUGGCUGCGGAGAGUAGGUCAACUCUCUCUCUUCUCCAGGAGUUUAUUCAUGGACUCAGUCAUGUCUUCUUUCCUGGAUUUAUGUGAAGGCAAAUCUCCAUUUUCUUUCCCCUAGUUUUACCAUGAGUUUACAUAAUCUGAUUUUAGUAACUAUUCUGAUUUCAUAAUAGUCAGUACUGACUGUUAAAGGUGAUCACACUGCCUUAGAAUAUUCCCCAAGACCAUGAGAAUUCCUAAGUCUUAAUGAUACCUAAUCUGUUCUGUGUGUUUCCCUCAAACAGAAUAUGCGUAUUUCCCAGUUCCUGUGAGGCUGUCAAGGAUAACUGCUAAAUAAUAGUUCUGUUCUGUAGUUUUGCCACUAUCCAUUUAAGUUUCUACUUUUCCACUCUCAAAGUGCCUGGCAAAGAGUGCAUGAAAAACACAAAGCAGAUGGUUAUCCCAACACUAUCUUUUAACUAGGUUUGGUAGAAUUAGAGAAAUGAGCCCACAUCGUGCUCAGCAUUUGGUACCAUGUCCCUUUCCACUUCCAGGUUUUAAUCAUUAUGGUUUAUUAUGAUAAUGCAGACAUUAAUACUGUGUUUGAUGAUAUAUUCCCUGAAAUCCUUGGCUGGCACCUGUCUUUCUGGAGCUGCUUCUUCCCUCAUGUUACAUGAACAGAGCAGGGAUGCAAGAACAGAUGGGGAAUAACAAUACUGGGGCUGGUAAUCAAACAGGUGUGCUCAGUCCGUGCUCUUAUGCUCUUUCUGUACUGGAGGACAAUUUUGAAGGGACGGCAGUGCUGAUCCCCCACAUAUGGACUUUUCCACAUGACUCUAACCUUUCUAAUCCUAAGGACUGAUGAAAAAGCGAUGUCUUGAAGGACGUCCUUCUUCCAGAUUAGAGAUGUAAGAGCCCAAAGGAGAUGGCAGCUGCUGAGACUGCUUCCAUUUGAGGUAUGGAGAAAGGUUAAAAAUAACAUGCUGCAAAAUACUGUAAGCUCUAGUGAUAUACAUACAGCCAUCAUCUACAGACCAUUUGUAUGGCAAUAGGUUAGAUAGAGGUGGAAGGAUUAACUUCUAUUUUUACAAAUGCUUUGAAUUACACCAUUGGAAGAUCUUUUUGUAUUUUGCAGCAUGUUUUGGUACCAGAUCAAGCUAAAUAAUUGUGUAUCAUUAAGAUGGCAGCUUUGUUCUUUGAAUGGAGUUUAAAUCUUACAUUUCAGAAAUUCAGUACUACCAUGUACAUACACAAAGUAGUCGAUAGAGGUCUAAUCAUCACAGCAUUUUAUUUGAUUUCUGGAGUUCUCUAUAGGCCUUAAUUAUUUUUUGUUUUGAAGAAAGUUCAACUUCUUUUGUGUAAGAUUAAGUGAAAGAGUUACGAUUGCAGAUGUAAAUUGUAUAAAAUUGAGUUUAUUGUGCUGUAACAAAAAAGAAGGGAGGAAAUAGGGUGAGAGGCUGAGCGUUCUGAUGAGAAGAAUGAAUGCUAGAAAAGCCUUGUAGAAGUCUCAGUGCCUUUUUGAAUCAGAGAAAUUAGCUUAUUGUGCAACAUUUUUAUAAGGACAUGUCCCACUUUAUUUUGAUGCUGUGUGUAUAUUUCAUAAAAUUAAUUUGAUUUAAAAAUA